Stylophora pistillata is the source of this 5013-nucleotide messenger RNA. RefSeq lists its product as uncharacterized. The record is from RefSeq and is a predicted model, not a curated record. NCBI's taxonomy places the organism in Eukaryota, Metazoa, Cnidaria, Anthozoa, Scleractinia, Pocilloporidae.
AGGCAGAUUUGAGCGUCCUGAUAAAGGAAAGUUUCAUUGACAUUCACCCGCGAUUUAUAUCAUUGAGGAUUGCGAAUACAGCGGAGUUAAAAUGUGAAAAUGGACGAUGUUACACACUCGUGUGAACACGAAGAACAAAACGAGGCCGAGGAUUUAGAUACCGCGAUCUCCCUAGUAGCUGAUUUUAACAAUUAUGACUGUUUUCUUCAGCCUUUCAAUUCCCCUGAGGACAUUGAAGGGGAUGAACUGGAAAUCAAGAGAGUAGAUGAACUAGGCGAAGAUGGCCCCCGUUACCAGGGAUUUAUGGAUGAGGAGGGCAGAAAAACUGGUAAUGACUACAGAGAAAAUUCCAUGCCCAGGUUGGAAAUGGAUUUUAAAGAGUCAGACUACCAUCGCAAUCUUGGUAAGUUACAGAGAUUGGUCGAAGACAAAUUUCAAGAACUUCAAGAAAUUACUUCAGCGAAGGAAGAACUAGAGCGUGGCGUUCAGACUGCCUUACAAAAACUCUGGGUUAAGGAAGCUGAGUUGCACAACCAAAGACAGACUUCCUUAGAGCGGGAGAGAUGCUUGAUUGAUGAUUUGAGGCAGGAAUCGGGACAUUCUGAGGAACUUGAAAGUCUGGUUCAGUCUUUGAAAACCCAGAAAGAAGAGUUUCAAGAACAGCUUGUAAAUCUAAAUCAGCAGCUAUGCAGGGUGAAGAGAGAGACGGAGAGGGAAAACCAGAAGCUCCACCACAAAUCAUUAGAACUUCAGAAUACUCGGAAAUCUCGAAAAAAAACGAGUGCAAGUCACAUAGGUCAAAUCACGGGUGUCUUGUCAAAUUGCAAUGAACCUAAGGAAAGGGCUACUGCUCUUAAUCUGUCACCUUACUCUAUAGUGGGAGAAAGCUCAGAUAUAAGCAGUUCUGAGGAACGAAACGACAGUGGAGAAAGCUUGGAGGAUGACACUAGCGCGGAGGUGACGAUGAUCGAUUUACAGCAACAAAACCACGAUCUAAGAAUGGCUUUGGAAAGCUUUACAGCACACAUCGCAGAUCUGUGGCAAAAAGUAAAUGCUGGUUGUGACCUUAAGAAUGGAUUCGAUGAGGAAGAAGAGACCAUGGUACUUCUGAACAACAUUGCACAGUCUUUUUAUCAACAAAAUGCAAAGAUAGUUGAUUUAGAAGAGCAAAAUGCCCGACAACUUAGCCAUUUACAAGAAGUAGAGGAAGCUCACUGCUUUACCCAGGGUAAGAUACAUCGUCUUUGGGUCAAAUUCUGUGUCCAGGAGAAGGGAGAAAAUCAAACAACACGGACACAAGGAAUUACCUCAAGUACCAAGGCAACGGACGUUAUAUUGAACAAAAUCGAGGACGUCCUCUCCAGUAACAGGUGUACUACACAAGAAAAUGAAGAGCUUUCUCGAGUUAAAGCCUCUCUGGAAAAGAAAAUAGUCGAUCUGAGAGCGCUCCUUGAAAAAGUUAGAGAGGACCAUGGAGAAAUUUCAGAAGAACUCGAAAAGAAAAACGCAAAGAUCGAAGAGACUAAGUUCUCGUUGAGCAAGGCUAUCGAGGACAAGGACAUAGAACUAGAAAUUCUGAAAGAGCAACUUCAAGAAACUGAAAAGAAAAAAGAGCAGCUCAAAGCUGAGAGAGAAGGUUGUGAGAGCAGAGGUAAAUGCACGGACGAGGUUUUACAAAAACUUUUGAGAAGUAAGGAACGAGCACUUGAGGAUUACCAAAGGAAAAGUGAAAAGGAACUGGCCACACUUUGGGAUGAAGUAAAAGACCUUCAGGAAAGUUUGCAUAAAGCAAAACAAGACAAGAGCGACCUCCAAGAAUACUGUGAUCUACUGAAGGAAGACAUCAAAAGGUCAGAAAUUUAUAUUAAUUCUCUCGAAGAAGGCGAAAAAUCACUGAAAGGGUUACUUGAGCAAGGGAAGAAAAAGGAAGAGAAGCUGUAUCUCACUGCACGAGAACUUUACGACGAAAUAAAAACAAGGAAGCAAGAAGCUCAGUCGCAUGAGUCAGCCAUAGCAGUUUUGCAAGAGAAAAUCAAAAGCUUGGAAUUAAAGCUCGAAACAGUAAUGCAAGAACGCCAAAUUGAUAAGAAAAACCUAAAAAAUGCGAAGGAAACCGAGCAAUAUUUGCAGUCGUCCCUGCAGCAAGCCUUGGGAGAAGUUAUUCAGAUGAAAACCUCAUGUAAGAACGAGGAAAAUAUAGAGGAGGCUAGGCAAGAAACAACUGUUCACACAGCAGAUGAGCAUCGAGCAUCACUUGACGAUAGUUUCAAAGAACUGGAGAGACUUGUUGAAUAUACUCUUGAGAGAAAUGCUAGAGACUUACAAGAGUAUGCUGCACGAAUCGAAGCACUUUGUGAAGAAAACAGUAUUCUCAAAGGAGAAGUGGACGCCUACAAAGAAAGGUCAAGUACCUUGAUAAAAAAUAACCGUAGGUUGAAAACAUUGUCGCGUGCUCUUAAAGAUGAUCUUGUCGAAGAGAUGAGGGAUAAAAAGGAACUUGAAAUUUCAGUGAUUACGUCAAACGAGAAAUCUGAGUUCGCAUCAAAGGAAGGCAGAGGCUUUGAUGAACAAUCCACCAUAUCCCAACUGCCAAUGAUCGGUGAAGACAGUGCAAGUUGCGCAGCGUCUAGAUCAGCCUCUCCAAGCUCCUCUGAUUUGCAAAGUGUUGUAAGAAGGCAGAAAGGCAAAGGGCUGGCGAGAAGAAGGAUAAUACCUAAAGCCAUAAGCAAACGUUUAAGCUCGUACUCUCUAAAUCUAAAAGCAAACAAAAAUGGAGACAUGGAAGAAGGCCGAGAAACGGUAGGUAAAGAAAACGAGGCAGUGGGUGAUACAUCUGCAAUGGCUGAAUGUGAACAACGAUUACGAAGUAUUUUAAUGGCAGUCCAACGUGAUAAGGAUGAACUCCAGCAAGAAGUAGCGUCUCUGAGUGACGAGCUGCAAAGGGAAAGAUCUCAAUUGCAGACUCAUGGAAACAUCACAAAUCAACUGCGCGAAGAAACAACGAGAAAUGUUCGUGAGAGCGUGGAAAUGAAGAAGGCCUUAGAGGCAAUUCAUAACAAGACCAGAAGUGCUUACACGAUGAUAAAUAAGGACAUUCAGUCCUUACUUGAGAUUUCCAAAAAGAAGGAUAAGGAGCUGCGAAAAUUUGAGUCGUCGUCUGGAAAAGCAGAGAAGGAAAACGCCGAUUUGAUGCUAACAGUGGCGACGCUCAGAGAACAGUUACAAGAUGACGCUACACUGAAAGAAAUAAUCACUGAAGAAGCCAGGCAAUUAAGGGAAUCUCUGCAGAAAGUUAUCGAGUCUAAGGAAAAAAUUUUAUUACAACCUGAACCCCUUUUACUGAUCAACAACCUUAACACGGAUAUAGUUUUGCCUCAGAUGGGAAAACACGAAGUGCGGACAAUUUUGAAAGACGUCCUUACAGACCUUGAACAUUGUAGUUCUGAAGAGGUUAUUAGGCUAAAUCAGAAGUCAGCUGAACUAGUGGAAGAGCUCAGUAGCGUUCGAAAAGAUAACGAAUAUCUGAAGGGCUUGAUCGAUCGUGAUGUCCAUGAAGAGCUUCACAGGGCAGGAGAAAGGAUUACGUACUUGAAUGGUCAACUGAAGAUUUUCCAAGAAAGACAGAACACCCUGAGAGAGGCCGCUCUUAUGGACAGGGUAAAAGCUAAUGGAGAUGCUGAAAAAUUCUUUGAACGUUAUGCUGAGCUAAAGGUUACUUUGAAGGGGAAAGAAGAAACUCUAGAGCAGUAUAAAGAGUCAGAAGAUGUCUUGAUGACUGAGAACAGCCGGCUUCAGGAAGAAAUAGAUUUAUUGAAGCUACGAUUUGGCGUGGAGGGGUUAUCACCAACUACAAAGAAAGCUGAAGUUAAGCGGGAAUUGGAAGGAUGGAAACGAAAAUGCCAACGAAUGCAAGAACACUUUGAAAGAGAAAGCCAACACUUACAAGAAGAGAACAGCUGGUUGCAUAAGCAACUUAGUGAGGAGAGUACAUUAUGCGAGGAGCUUCAACGUUGUAAGAGCGGUCUAGAAGAGUCUCUCAAAGGAGCUGAGGAGAAGAUUAAACAACUGCAUCAGAAGCUAGAAGAUAGACAAGAAGGUCUUGCUUGCUUGGAAGAAAUGCGCGUGGUUCUCGAGACAAAAAUUUCUUGUCUUCAAAAAGUUAAUGAUGACUUACAGACUGAGCUGAGCAAGGAAAGAUCCGAGGCUGAUAAGAACAUCAUGAAGAUAAGAAACGAAUUCGCUGCCACAGCAAAAGACUUGAAACGACACCAGCAGGAAGGAAACAACCUGGUCACAAAAGUAUUCCUGCUAGAAAAUACAAAAGAGAAACUAGAACAGGAGCUCCAAGAAAAAGAACGAAAGAUGAUGGUCAAUUCGGAGUCCUUCACCGAAGAACGGAGUCGACUGACCGAAAGGGUCCGCGACUUGAGGAUUUCUCUUGAGGAGGAAGUUAGGCGAAGACUUGACCUUGAAGAAAAAAUGCAACAGAUUGUUAAGAUCUCUGUCAUGGAAGGGCAAAAGGAUCGACUGAAGACAAAUAAGGAGCAGGAGCGAAAUCUAGCCGGAACUCCCACACGGGAAUACAACAAUAAUCCUGGCAAAUCAUCAAUGGAGGCAAAGGUUCCCGUUUUACCAGUGACAUUCAUCACUGAGGCCAGUGAAACGACAGAGGAUGAUCCAAGCAAUUACAUUUAGCCAAAAUUUCUAACCGCAAACACUUGUAUUUGAGUAAAUUACUUUUUAUUUUCAUUUUCACUAUUGUUAAGCAACAGUUGUCGCGGAUUAAAUCCAUUUUACCGUUUUACAAAGAGAUGCAGAGGAUGCGACGUAUUUCUUUUAACACACGUUUACAAAUUGUCCUUGUAAUUAAAAUGAUAUACGCUUAGGUGCAAACCUUUUCUUGGGAAGAAAAUGUAGUCAGGUGUGAACAACAAACCUUGCAGUAAUUACAAUACAGCAGUGUAACUUCAGUCACUUGAAGUUUGCAUUUCAAUAAAUAAAACUUUUGCUACU